UAUGAAUCGAAAUAUAUUUUCGAUUGCUGCGGCGAGGGGCGACUUCUCGUAGCGAGAAAUUCGUUCACUCUCGGUUUGAUUUUGCACUACCGUGUUUUGCACGAAUUGUGAGAAAGUGUUGAUAUUUGCUUAUAAGAAUCUUUGUCAAUGUUGUGUUAGGAUUAUUUAGAAACUUACUUGAUUGUACUUGACUGUCAAUUGUGUGACUGUGCGAAGAAGUCUCCCAUUUAUUUUGUUUUUCGACACCAAGCGGCUUUUAACAUUGUAUGUGACAUUUCAAUUUUAUGUGAAUGAUUUAACGGUAAUAAUUGACUAUUUCUGUGCUUCAACUUUUCCGAAAGGGAAAUGAAAAUUAAUUAUAUGUCUUUAAUUUUAUCGGUAGUGUACCUUUAAUAAUUGUAGUGUUCAUGCAACGAUGGAGGGAAUGCCUAGUGGGACGGGAUUGAGUAUUUUUCAGGGUUCAGGACAAUUGCAGCUUGACACUGGCACACAAAGUGAAUUGGAAGAGGAAGCUGCGGCAGAUCAGCAACGCCGAGAUAAAGAGUUACAGAAAUUGCUGACAAAUGCUUUUGAUGACCUGUACGACGACAAUGAUGAUCAAAGCACACUCAGCAGUAUUCCUGUGUCAGAACACAAUUCUAAUGAUGGAGAUAAUGAAGAAAAUCAAGCUGAUAAUAUUGCAGAAAGAUACCACGCUGCAUUAUUUUCGAACACUGACCAGGGCCCACAGUACAUUCUGGAAAGUGGCGAGGAAGCGAGAAGAUACCAUUAUCCAAGUGAAGUGGUAGCUUCAAAUGCGACUGGUGACAUGGAAUCCUACAUGAACAGAAUUAAUCUGGUUGAUACUAUGAGCCAUCAGCAUGAAAUGCAAGGUGCUGGUGGUGACUCAACCAGUGUUUCGGCGUUGCAUUACCAACAUUGUUUUCGUACUAGUCCUGGUGGUAGGGGUUCUACUGAUGUACCUACCCAUGAUGAUAAUGAACGAUACCGGCAAACAGGCCUUGGCAGUAUGGAGCAGCUGCAAGUACUGUAUGAAGUGCGUGUACGUGAAGUAGCACGGCUCACACAGCAGCUGGAGUUGCAGGCUCAAGAAGCAGCAAGGGAGAAAGAUGAUCUGCACAGGCAAGUGGCAUUCCGAGAAGCUGAGAAAGAGCGUGCCAAGAUGCUGUAUCAACAAGCUCAAGAACUUCUUGUUGAGAGUAAAGGUAAAAUAGCAGAUUUGGAGAAACAUGUAUCUUCUCUGGAGGCUACUGUGAAGAAUCUUGAAAAAACUAAAGCAGAUUUGUCAGAAAAACUGGAAGCUAGUAAAGAAUCUGUGGAAGAUCUUCACCAGAAAAUCACAUUGCUGGAAAGGGGGAGUCUGAACAACACAGACAAACACUUGGAUGCAUUUCUACGAAAUGUACAGAAAAUGCACAGUCAGCAAAUAAAAAAGCUGGAAGAUGAACUAGCUCUUGCUGUAUCCAAACUAAGUGCAAAGGAGUCAGAACUCGAACAACAGAAACAAGAUGCAAUUCAACGCCAACAACAGUUAGAAGCUCGACUUGCUGAGAAAGGUGACACUGUCAAUCAAAUGGCUCGCAGUUUGGAGGAGGCUCAGCGUCAGUGCCAGAAUUUGAUGACUCAGGGUGCUGCGCAGGAAGUAGCACAUUUACGACUGAAAUUAGGUGCAACAGAAAGUGAAUGUAAAGCACUUACUGAACGAAUGCAAGUUUCCCAGAGAGAGAUGGAUGCCCUUCGUGUGGAGCUGAAGCAAUAUGAGUCAGUCCUCAAAGAAGAAUUACUACAAGAAGCUCCAGAUGGGACAUCUGACUCUCUGCUUGCUAUGGGAUUAAGCGGCAAUAGUGGUCAGCUGCGAAACGAGCUGCAACGAGCUUUACUAGGGCAGAAGAUAAAGCGUGAUGAAAUUGCCAGUUUGACAAAGCAGCUAGAAUCCUUUUCUCAAGAACUUGCAGGUCUUAAAGAUAAGGAGAAGCACUACAACACCCGGAUAGAACAGCUAGAGACCAAAUGUGUAUCUCAACAAGAAGAAAUUCAAAGGCACCAACAAUCUUUGACAGAAACACGCCUUCUACUUAAUGAAAAGGAAAACCUCAUAUUGCAGCUGAGAGGAAAACUCAAUACAAUGCAAGAAAAUUCAUUUGCCCAAGCUGAAGCAGAACUGGCUGAAAAAACUCAAGCCCUUUUAGAAGCAAAGGAACAAUGCCAGAAACUAAAAGAAGAACUUGUUUCUCUAAAAAAAAGGGAAGAGAAUCCUUUGAGAGAUUACAGUGGAGAAUAUUUACGAUUUCAUGAACAAAAGUUAGCUCAGGCACUUGAAGAACGUAACAGAGUGCACAAAGGAGAACUAGAGACAGUCAGGGCAGAAUUAGAGCAAGCACGAAAGGAAGGUGAUGGAGUGAAGGAAUUAUAUAUCAACGUAUGUCAUUCCAAAGACGAGUUGGUCACUGCAUUACAAAAGGAACAGAACCAGGUGAAAGAACUACAAGCACAAAUUAUGCAUUUACAAGCAGAACAGCAAGCAACUAGCCAUAUCCUUCAGGCCAGCUCAUCUAGGGUUCACACUGAUCUUCAGGCUUUGAAGGGUCAACUGCUGUCAGAGAAAAUGAAAGUAGAAGAACUUCAAUCGCAAAACAAACUGCUCUUGGAGAAACUAGAGAAAGGCAAAGAUAACUUGGAGGCAGCCCAGAAAGCUGUCACUGAGAUUGCUGGGUUGCAAGCGGAACUGGUUGCACAAAAGUGCCAACUAAAAGAUCUUGAAGAACAUUAUGAAGGAAAGUUAAAACAAAUAAGCUUAGAGAAGGAACAAGCCCUCCAAGAAGCAGAGAAUAGAUCUAAGAACUUCUAUACUGUGAAAGUUACGGAAGAAAUUGAAAAAGCUAAAACAGAUGCUCUGAUUGACCUAAAGAAAAACUGGCAGGAGAACAAUGGAGAUGAUACAUUGGUUGCAAAGUUGAAACAGCUAGAAGAGGACCAUAUGGUUUUGGAACAGCAGUUGGAAGCUGCUGUACAACGUCACGCUCAAGACACUGCAACACUCUCUCGCCACUUGGAGCAGGCCAAAUCUAGGGAGGCAGCACUGUGUCAAGAACUUGCAGUGAAGUGCACGUUUGCUUGGGAAGAAGAAUUAGAGUUGCUCAUUCGUUACUUGUACGAUCAAGAUGAAGAACUGAAUAAAUUGAAGCAAACGUCAGAAAGUGAUGAAAUUUCGGGGUCUUCUUCAAUUGAGAAGGUAAAAAAGGAAAUGAUGGGAGCAUUUGCAGCUAAAUUACAAUCGGUACAAACUCAGCACCAACUGCAACUGGAGGAAACUUGUGAGCGUGUUAAAGAUGAAACUGUCCGGUUCUGUGUGCAGCAGAUCCGUCAAACAGAAGAAAAAUAUCUCGCAAGUAUAAAGAAAUGUAAAGAAGCCUAUGCAACUGAGAUGGAAAAAUUGCGUUCAGCCUUAGCAGAAACUGAAACAAAACUUGCUACCACCACAGAAACUUUAAGAGAGACAAAAACAAUUCUGGAAAAGGAAAGAUCUGUAAAGGGCAACGAUAAAGAAUUGAAGACCAAAGUCUUAGCAUUGGAGAAUCAAUUGAAAAAUGUUGCAUUAAAAGCUGAAAAGACAGAAAAGACCUUGGAAUCCACAAAAGCAAAAUAUCAUGCUGCUAAAAAGGCAGUUUACAAAUAUAAAAAAUUCAUUGAAGCUCAACAAAAGCACAUGGAGAAAGAAUGGGAACGGAUAAAUGUUGGAUAUCAACAAACUCUCAAUGAAGUGCAACAAAAAUUAACUAAGCUUGUUUGCUACCCCUCUAAGACGGCAUUGGGACACCGCGAAUACGUUGUGGCGAGUGUCCGUGUCCGUCAUUCCCGGUUAGAAGGUAAAGAUAGAAGGAAGUGGCACGUAGUGGUCGAUUGUGGUCUUCAAAGGAUUACAGUGAGGCAUGGAGAAGAGGAUAGAACUCGAAAAGCGGGGAAGAAACCCGGCGAAAAACAAGUAAAUGAAAUCCUGGAGUUGAAUCUGGACAGUUGCAGGAGUACCAGUUUUGUUGGUUUCAGUGAUGAGUUCACAAAUUUACAGUCUUUAAGUUUGAUAAAUGCAGGUCUUACAAGUUUGAAAGGUUUUCCAAAACUACCAAACUUAAGAAAGUUGGAGUUAAGUGACAACAGAAUUUCCGGUGGUUUGAAUGUUUUGGUUACAAGUCCAAAGUUGUCACUCCUUAACCUUAGUGGUAAUAAAAUAAAAGAUUUGGAUGCCUUAGAGCCAUUGAAAGAACUUAAGAAUUUGAAAUUCCUGGAUUUGUUCAAUAAUGAAGCAACUCUUGUUGAUAACUACCGUGAAAAAGUCUUUGGUCUCAUUCCCAGCCUCAAGUACCUGGAUGGAUUUGACAAAGAUGAUAAAGAAGCUGAAGACAGUGAGGUAGAAGACGAUGAAGUAAAUGGGAACGAGAGUGAACUGUUAAAAAUGCUGGAAUGUGAUGUUCUGUUUUCAGAUGAUGAAGAAGGUCUUGACGAGGAAGAUGAAGACAUAGAUGAAGAGGGUGUAGGAUUGGAUGCGGUAUACAAAGAUGAUUUAGAUGAAGAAAGUGAAGGUGACGAUUAUGAAGGAGAAGGUGUAGAAGAUGAAGAUGAGGAUGAAGAAGAAGAUGAAGAUGAGUUGGGAGAAGAGGAGGAGGAAGGAGAUGAAGAAGAUGGUGAAGAAGGAGAAGAGGGGAAGGAAGAAGCAACACCACGAGGAAAGAAGAGAAAGCAUGAGGAUGGUGACGGCAAUUAGGCCUUCUCCAUUCCAACUCACACAUGGCGGGUUGUGCUGGUGUGAGGAGCCUGUGAGCUCGUGGACAAAGAGACUGAGAGGAGUUUGUUAUGGCAGUGGGCUGUGGCGACUGUGUCCGGUGUAGCAAGCAAAGUUGAUGUCGCAUUUUUUUAACGUCUCGGCCAAUUUUAAAUAUUAAUUAUUAGAAGAGAAGAGUGUGAAUUUGACCUUAGGUGUUAACGGAGGCAAUUACUCUGCUGAUGCACUGGAAAUAAAUGCGGGCUGGCCACGGUGCUGCUCUCUCCACAGUUGGGAACACUGGAUGCGGUUGGGCAGUGCUCAGGAUGCUGCCUUUGCCCAGAGGAACUGGAUCCCCCAGUCUCUUCUACUCUUGACAAGGGUGUGUGUGUGUGUGGUUGUCCAAUUCGGCGCAAGAUACAUGAUGGAACUCAAAGGCUAGAGAUAUCUUUUUGUACAGGAUUUAAUAUAUUGCAAAAUAAUCCCAUAAACAUAUGAUUAUUGUUCUAAUUGCACUGUAUCCCUGCACAUGUAGCAGAGACAUCUUAGCAUCUAGUGUAAAGGACUGCUAAUUUGUUUUUAUGAGAGACCUGUAGAUUUAAGAGUUGAUGAGAUUUGUCCAGACCUGGUAAGAUCCAGUACUAGAGAAAUAUAUCUUAGUUCGUAAAAAUGCCUUACCGAUCAGCACCAAUGGGUCUUAAUUUAUGUCUUAACUAGGAUUCUCUGCCUGCCGGCAUGAGAUAUCUUUGCCCUCCAGCCUGCCAUAGACUGCCAAGGGUUCGGUUUAUCCAAAUUGAAAAAUAAAGUACAAAUUGUCUGAUAUUUUGUAUCACUGAAUUUUUGAGUGCUGGGAUUCUAUGGUAGGCAGGAGGGAUAUGUUACUUUUUAAGAAACCUGCACUUCAUACAUUUUCUGGUGAUCAAAAGAACUGUUAUCAAAAUGGAUUACUUUGUGUCCAUCACAUUUAUCAGGUAAAUGUAUUGUCUGUCAGUUUUGUUGUUAAAAUGAAUUUUCCAGAAUUGUCUUUUUAAUUUUGUUUCCUUUCCCUUCCUUGUUCGGUAUUUAAAACUGAAGAAAAUUUUACUAUUGUGGUAAAAUACGUGUUUAAUAACAUUCAGUAGGUUAUGGUAAUUUUAGAUGUUUAUAGGAUAAUUGUGUAGUGUGCUUUUGACAAAAUUAGGAUUGUGAAAUGAAUACAUUCUUAUAUACUUAUAAGUUUACAAUCCAAAAAAAGUAUUGUAUUUUUUUUUAAUUGCAGCAUGGUGUGUGUAAGGGGAGGGGGCAUGCAGUUUCAUUGCUUUCAGUAUGGAUCGUUUUUAGUAUGAAGUUGACAAUGUUCUCAAUUGUGCUUUCAGUAGAUGGUAGGUUCUUUAAGAGUUGUUUGACAUGUCUGAAUUCUGGCAAUUGGGAGGUCAAAAGUAGGAAUUGCAUCAUCCCAUUAAUUUUCAGUUGGUCUGCUGUAAAUUUUCUUCUGAAAAGAAUUGUGCAUUCUGUUGCUUUUUGAUAUGGCUUUGAAUUGUUGCUAACAAUUUUAGACAGCUUCUGCAAUAGGAUCCUGAAAAUUAAUUAUAAAGUUAUGAUUUCAGAAUAAAUAUAAGAUUAGUUAAAAUAGUUGUGAUGUAAUAUAAUUUGCACGCUGCAAUACUACACUAAGGAAAUGCUCUUCAUACAUG
This is a messenger RNA of Gryllus bimaculatus (two-spotted cricket), 6429 nucleotides long. Lineage: Eukaryota; Metazoa; Arthropoda; Insecta; Orthoptera; Gryllidae. The record is from the annotation of a GenBank genome assembly.